GUCUGUGCGCCUGCACGCAGCUCUGCCUCCCGUCACUUGCGUCCGAACGACGGAUGGGAGCGCAGACGGCGCGGAUGUGGCCUCUCUAUUUUGUUAUUGACGUUUCCAGACAUCCGCAGAAGCCUGCGUGGCCCAAUUGCGACGCAAAUUCUCCUUUAAAUUGAAUCUUCUUUUGUCCGUGUGUGCAUGUGUGUGUGUGUGUGUGUGUUGUGUGUGUGUGUGGUGCCGUUUCUUUCUGCGUGAUACCGGAUCGGGAUGUAAACACGCCGGCCUGCAUGCGCUCAUGAUCGGAGGCGAGGUGAGACUGAAUCCCCCCGACUCGGAUUAUCACCCGCGAUCGCAACUUGAUUUGAUUUCCCCAGAUCUGGAACUGUGAGCUCCAAUGGCGUCAGUUUCGAAGGUGUCUAUUUUGGAUUACUUUAAUAUUGUGUUUGAAGGGGAAAAUGGCAAAAUCGAGUCAAACUGCAAGGCUUGUGGCACCAGAAUCCAGGCGAAACGGAGCGUUACGUCCAACUUCGUCACGCAUCUAAAGCGUAAGCACCCGGUUAUGUAUGAUGACUUUGUGAAAAGGAAGGAUAUGAAGAGAGAGGGUUAUUGCUCCGCUUCCCUGCACAGUUUCACCACCAAUGGAGGAAACACCCGAUACACUCUCCCCAUCAGUGCUGGAGCAGGAGGAGGUGGAGCAGUGGCAAGUGUUGGAGGAAUGGGAACUCUUGAGGGAGGAGUAGGAGGAGGCUCUGGAGGAGGGGUGACCAAGUUUGACAAACAUGACCCACGUCAGGUUCUGAUCUCUGAGGCGAUAGCUAAGAUGAUUGUGCGGGAUCUGCAGCCUGUGUCCAUAGUGGAAAAUCAAGGGUUCAGAGAGUUGCUUCAGCUGCUGGAGCCCCGUUACACUCCCGAGUCCCAGCGCUACAUCCAGAGCCAACUCCUUCCAGCCUAUGCCUACCAGGCUCAGCUGGCUACCCAUCAGGCCCUGGCAUCAGCACAAGCACUUAGUCUCAGCCUGGAUCUCUGGAGGGGCUCACCUGGAACCGCGUCAGGGUACCUUGGUGUCACCUGCCAUUUCCUUUCAUCAGACUGGCAGAUGCACUCAGCUCUCCUGGCUUGCCUCCCUCUGACCGGGGGUAGCUCUGGCAGCCGCGUGAUUGCAGAUUUUGAUGAAGUAUGUCAGUCUCACGGUGUGUCGGGGAGGGCCUUCCGUGUUGUUGUGGACCCUUUCACAGCAGCAACGACAACCAUGAGGCCAUGCUGUCUUCCUGGUUUCCUGGUUCCACCUGUUCUCACAAAUGGACAAUACGGAGAUAAUGCGGAGGCAUUGGACAAUGGUAACGAUGCGGAGCAAGGCAUCAAGAAUGGCCACAGUGAUGGCAGAGAAGAGGGAGACUGGGAGGAGUCGUGGGAGCAGGGUUUGGGUGUGUCCCGGGUAGAUUGUUUCUCCCGCUCUCUGGAACAGUGUGUCAGAGAAGGGCUGCGCUCCUGUCCACAGAUCUCUGCCACACUGGCCAAGACCUCCCAUUUUUACAACUACAUUACUUCGGCUGUGCCUCUUGAGAAACUUAGCCAGGUGUUCGAUGGGAUGAUCAUCGGGGGAGCAGGAAAUAUCCCAGAUGCUGCACGAGACUGGGCUGCACAGCUCAAGGUCCUUCGGCGGCUUCUGGACUCAGUGGAGUUCCUGGAGGAGAUGAGCGGUCCAGGGGAGCUGGCACUAGGUGGCACUGAGAGAGCCCUGCUGAGGGAACUCACUGACACUUUGGAGCCCUUCACUGAAGCCUGGGAUAUGGUGCACGGAGAGAGACAGGCAGACAUACAGGUGGACAGACACGUGUCCAUCAGCCUGGCUCUGCCCUGUGUUCUGGGCCUCCGUAAGCACCUCUCUGAGACAUCGACCCCCCACUGCCCUGCCCUCCAGCUGGGCCUGAGCCAGGCUGUGGAGCACCUGUUGGCCCCUAUCCUGGAGAACCCCCUCUACAUCACUGCUACUACCCUGGACCCCCAGUUCAAGCUCACGUGGAGCAGCAACCCCGACUGGCACAGACAAGUUCUCGUAGAGGAGUUGUCCAAACAUUCCCCAGUCUCCAGCCCAGUGGAUCUCAACACAGACCUUCAUCCUCAGUCCCAGACUCUUCCUGUCCCGGCACCAUCUCCUGUCUCCUCACUUUCUCGGCCCUGCAAGUUGUUCUCUUUCAUCAAGCAGAGACCCGCAACACAAGCUAAAAGCCUGGAGCAGGAGCUGGCUGUCUACCUACGCGAGGAGCCCACAGAUGAGGAGGCUUUACAUUACUGGCGCCGUAAAGCUAUUGACUUCCCUCUGCUCGCUCAGGUGGCCAAAAGAGCAUUUACCGUACCUGCUUGCAGCACAGUGGUGGAGAGCAUUUUCAUUACUGCUGGGCACCUCCUCCUGCCGGAGAGGGGCUGUGUCAUACCAAAAAACCUGGAGACGCUCAUCUACCUCAAAGCCAACUACAGAUUAUUAUGGACUUAGAGCUUACAAUCAAGCAUUUCUUUGACCUAAAUAGCAACUGGAGGUUUUUUACCUGCAGAAAAAUUAUUUCUUGGAUACAAACCUUUGUUGCUCGUUGAGGAAACCGAGCCUCACAUAAUGCUUUUACUGCAGACCAUUUGUUAUGAGAUUAAAAGAACUACAGUUUGCAUUCUUGAAAUGGAUGCAGGUGUGGAUUGCCUGCAUACGGACCAUCACACCACACGCUGUUGACUGUGGGGGCUAGAAGCAGAUCAAUACUAAAGCAUUCAGUCUGACAUUACUUUCCCUGAUCAGGGUCUCUAGACAUCUACAAAGCUUCUACUCUCUGUUUCUCCAAUGUGAAAGACAGUUUGUGUCUGCACUAGCAAACACUGGCAAAGCAAUGAAAACCAAAUGGCCAAUUAUUGCGUACUGUAGCACCGGAUUUAUUUUCACUUAUGCACAAUAAGCCCGGAAGCUGCCAUUACUUCAUGAAUGUCAUUUUUCAUGGAUGGCAUCUACAGCUAAACAAAUAUAUCCAUGCAUCAUCCACUUAUUGUUUUCCUCUGUGUAUGUGUGCCUCAUCACUGGGCUGUUUCAAUAAACAGGUUUCACUUUUUAAUGCAGAGCUGCAGGCAGUUGGCAGCUGUGAGUUUUUAUGUCAAAUUUUCCCCUUCCAGAGUCUUCAAAAACUGAAACCGGUUUCACCAGGACUUUUUCUUUCUUUCUUUAUGGCUCCGGCCUCCAUCCGCAACAGAAAGCUGGAAGAGAAUAGGUGUUUGUGGUAUGUCAGAAAUGUGGUAUUGACUAACCUCGGAGCAAUAUUUUAAGACCACGUUGCUGGGCGCCACUUUGAAGGAGAAACAU
This is a messenger RNA of Cololabis saira (Pacific saury), 3328 nucleotides long. RefSeq names its product zinc finger BED domain-containing protein 6. The transcript is spliced from 5 exons. NCBI's taxonomy places the organism in Eukaryota, Metazoa, Chordata, Actinopteri, Beloniformes, Belonidae. Gene Ontology annotation, molecular function: protein dimerization activity. The record is from RefSeq and is a predicted model, not a curated record. Bases 383 to 2482 code for a protein of 699 amino acids.